This is a messenger RNA of Alligator sinensis (Chinese alligator), 1601 nucleotides long. Its product is annotated as survival motor neuron protein 1-like. The record is from RefSeq and is a predicted model, not a curated record. Gene Ontology annotation, biological process: mRNA processing. The coding region runs from base 183 to 1355 and encodes 390 amino acids. Lineage: Eukaryota; Metazoa; Chordata; Crocodylia; Alligatoridae. Gene Ontology annotation, molecular function: RNA binding. Gene Ontology annotation, cellular component: cytoplasm; nucleus. The transcript is spliced from 9 exons.
CACCCAGCUUGGCAGGAGCUUUGGGGGGGGGGUCCAUGCCCUGCAGCUGGCUCUGUGCAUGCACUUGGGGGGGCCCUAGGUGCCCCCCACCCCCAUUGCAGCUGGCUUGGUGCAUGCAGCCAGGGUCCCCCCCAUUGCAGAGCUGGUGCCCACCCCUGGUCUGCUAGUGGCUGGGGGGGUCCAUGCCCUGCAGCUGGCUUGGUGCAUGCACAGGGGGGGGCCCCCCACUGCAGAGCUGGCUCCCGCACCCGGCCCAUCAGCCGUGGGGCACCGGCAGCUCGCCCCUGGGCUCAGGCCUUGGUUGUGGGCCCGAUGCGGGGGCGAUGGCGUGGCGGGGGCCACCGCGGGCACCGGGGCUGGAGGGGAGGCCACGUAUCUCCCUGCCCUCAAACUGCGCUUGCCCGCAGAGCUCGGACUGCGCCGCCUCCGACGACCGGGCGCUGAUCCGCGCCUACGACCGAGCCGUGCGCUCCUGCAAGGAGGCCUCGGGAGCCCGCGAGGACGCGGCGUCCGACAGCUCCAGCUCCUCGACGUCGAGCGGGGCUGAGAGCGAGAGCGAUGAGGAGGAGGAGGAGCGGCGGCGGCAGGGGGGAGAGGCGGCGGCCCCGGGGGGGCUGACGUACCCGGCCCGCGUCGUCGCCCUGAGCCCUGCCGAGGGCACCUGCGUGGUGGAGUAUGAGCGCUACGGGAACCGGGAGGAGCAGAGCCUGCGGGACCUGCUGCCUCCCGACCGGACCCCCGACAGCUCGCCGCGGCCCGGCAGGACGUGGCAGGUGGGCGACGCCUGCAGCGUGGUCUGGUCGGAGGACGGGCUGCUGUACCCGGCCACGGUGCGGUCGGUGGACACCGAGGCAGGGACGUGCCUGGUGGAGUUCGACGGCUACGGGAACCAGGAGGAGCAGGCUUUGGAGGACCUGCUGCCCGCAGAGAGCUCCCUGCAUGGGCACCCUGCCAGCGAGGUGGAAGAGGAUGCACACGGGGUCCCCCGGAGGCCAAGCCCCCUCCCCUCCUGGCAGCUGCCCCACGGCAGGAGGAGGCCGAGUACCACAGGGAAGUGGGCACGCCACUUGCCACCCCUGCCUCUGCCCUCCAAGAGCAGCAACCGGUGGCCCGGCCUAUCCCUGCCCCCACCCUGCCGACCCCCCUGGCCCCCGCUGGUGCCCCCACCGCCGCCCCAGGACCCGCUGUGCCCAGACUGUGAGGAGGAGGAUGCCCUGGCCUGCAUGCUGCUGAGCUGGCACCUGAGUGGGUACCACACCGGCUUCUACAUGGGGCUGCGGCAGGGCCGGGCCGAGGCAGUAAAGUCCGCGCCGAAGCCGGCGUCACGGCAGAAGGCGGCGUCAUCACGCAGCUAGGAGCAGUUGCAGACCUUUGCUCGCCCCUCGGGGUGGACGGGGCGGCCCCCAGGCUGGGCUGGUCCUGCACUGUUCAUCUGUCCUGCGUCUUGGAGCCACGACUCCAGCCCUGCACUGACCAGGCCAGGGAGCAGCGUGCGGCUGAGCUGGGGCGUCGCUGGCACUGCCUGUCCCCCGGGCACCACGCAGCCCGGGCAUGGUGCCGCAGGCGCGGACUGUCUCUCCAAUAAACCCAGUUUGUCAGGC